CCAGAGGAUCAGCCACACAGAGAAAAAAAAAGCCAAGUUAAAAUCAACUCACAUCAGAGGAGGAAGGGAGGGAGAGAGCGGGGUGAAAACGCCCUGGAAAGUUGGUUGAUCGAGAAAGAAGUGACAGAAUCCUAACAGACUGCAAAGCUGUGGGUGGAAGAGGUGCUCUUCUUGGGCUGGGUAGAACGGGAGAGAACACGUUUUCCAGGAUGCUCAGGGAAGUGUGAGGCUUCUUGGGCGCAGGGACUGCGCACAGCAGAAGUCAAGAAAGACAAACCACAUCAACAGACUGAAGCCCUUGGCAUUGCUUGAGCGAUCCAAGGAAAACCAAGAUUUUUCCAUCACAACUGAGGCCAAAUAGAGAAGAGCAAAAAAGAUGGCUGAAGAGGAAGAAACCAGGGAAGUUCUUUUCCCAGACUGGGAGGGUCCCGACCAAACUGGCUUGACAAUUGAACAGACAGGAGGAGAGAUCUUUGUUAAGGAGGUCAAAGGAGAGUCACCUGCGGCUCGGUCUGGAAAAGUAUAUGAAGGUGAUCAAAUUGUUGGUGCCACAAUUUACUUUGACAACAUGAGCUCAGAAGAAACAGCAGAGCUACUGAAGACACUGAACCGCCAUAAGGUUGGACUGAAACUGCAAAACAGAGGAGACAAAUCCCCUCUCUGCUCGCCUUUGGCCACACCAUGUCGCUCACCAAUGGGUACACUGACAUGGGAAGGGAAGACGCGAUUUGGAGGAUCCAGUCCAGACAUCAUCCUUGGUGGUGAUGAGGAGGACUAUAAGAGAAUAUACACAAAAAAGAUCAAACCAAGGCUGAAGUCUGAAGAUCUUGCAGAGGGAGUAGAUGUUCGUACAGAGCGCCACAGCAGUACAAGCAGCGAUGGCAACACUAUUACUACAAUCACCCGGCGCAUCACUACCUACACAGUAGAUAUGCCAAGUGACAUAAGUGAGCAACUUGAACUUUCAAGCCCAGAGUUUAAGGGGCUAAAACUUGAAUCUGGAGAUGGCUCUCCUGGAUUCAGAAUCACACAUGGCAGUACUUCAGUUAAAGAGGGAGCAGAGGAGGGAGUUUUUGUGUCAGGCAAUGUCUCCAAAGAGACACACUGGGGCAGUGGGGUUGUUAAGACAACAACAAUAACCUCAAGAGAGACAGAAAAAGACAGAAGUACAGGUCUUAGAUAUAAAGGGCCAAGCACUGGAAAAACAGGUGGUAGCCAGGCAGAUUUUGAAAUGUCAAGAGCGAGUGGAGAAAAAGGAGAUGGAAGAAAUCAGGUGUCAGAAACAAACAUGGCAAUAAUAAACAGUGGGACUACUAAAGUAACAAUAGGAAGCGUGGCAGGUGCAGAUGUUGAUGUUGACCUUCCCAAAGCUAACACUGAUGUGAAUAUAAAAGGGGCAAAGAUGCCAGGUUUAGACAUCAAACUAAGAGGUCAUAAAGUGAAGGGAGAUGUGGAUGUCUCACUCCCAAAGAUUAAAGGAGAUAUACAAGCUCCUGAGGUGGACACUGAAGGACCAGAUGUUGACACUGAGGGCAGCAAAGUAGAAUUUAAAAUGCCUAAAUUCAAAGGUGCAUCGUUUGGCAUCACGGGUUCAAACAUAGAAAGCCCAGAUGUUUCCCUUUCUAAAGCCAACAUUGAUGUGAAAGCAACUAACAUUGACAUCAAGGCUCCAGAGAUUGACAGUGGAGGCUAUGAUGGAAAAAUCAGAGGACCCACUUUUAAGGUGUCAACCAUAAAAGGACCAAAGAUGCCAGAUAUCAAAUUAAAAGGUUCUAAAGUGGCAGGACAUGUGGAUGUCUCACCCUCAGAGAUUGAAGGAGAUAUACAAGCGCCUGAUGUGGAUAUCGAAGGACCAGAUGUUGACAGUGGGGCCAGUAAAGGAGGAAUUAAAAUGCCUAAAUUUAAAAUGAUGUCAUUUGGCAUUCAGGAUCCAAACAUGGUCGGUCCAGAUGUUGAUGUUAAUCUUCCCAAAGCCAACAUUGAUGUGAAAGCACCUGAAGUUGACAUCAAAUAUCCAGAGUUUGACAUUGAAGGACCAGAUGCAAAACUGAAAGGGCUCAAAUUCAACAUACCAACUAUUUCAGGACCCAAGGUGUCAACCUCAGAUGUAGAUGUCCAUCUAAAAGGUUCAAAACUGAAAGGUGAAGUUGACAUGUCAGUUCCAAAAAUAGAGGGAGUGAUAAAAACAUCUGAAGUUGACAUCACAGGUCCUAAGGUUGAUAUUGAAAGGCCAAAGGGUGUAUUUGAAAUACCAAAAUUAAACGUGCCUUCCAUUAACAUUAAAGGUCCUACAAUGGAGGGCCUGGAUGUUGAUGUGAACCUUCCAAAGGCAAACAUUGAUGUGGAAGGAAGUGAAAUUGACAUUGACGGCCCCAAUACAAAUAUCAGAGGGCCCAAACUAAAAGGUCCUAAAGUGGAGGGAGAUGUGGCUGUCUCUCUUCGAAAGACUGAAGGAGAUAUACAAGCUCCUGGGGUGGACAUUGCAGGCCCAGAUGUUGACAUUGAGGGCAGCAAAGGAGGAUUUAAAAUACCUACAUUUAAAAUUCCUUCAUUUUCCAAUAAAGGUACAAAAAUAGAAAGCCCAGAUGUUGAUGUUAAUCUUCCCAAAGCCAAAGUUGAGUGUCCAGAUAUUGAUGUGAACAUCCCCAAGGCAAACAUUGAUGUGGAGGGAAGUGAUGUUGAUAUUAAAGCUCCAGAAAUUGAAGGCCCUGAUACAAAUAUCAGAGGGGCCAAAUUGAAGAUGCCAACCAUAAAAGGAGUAACAAUGCCAGAUUUAGACAUCAAACUAAAAGGUCCUAAAGUGGGAGGAAAUGUGGAUGUCUCACUCCCAAAGAUGGAAGGAGAUAUACAAGCUCCUGAGGUGGACAUUGCAGGACCAGAUGUUGAUAUUGAGGGCAGCAAAGGAGGAUUUAAAUUGCCUAAAUUAAAAGUCCCAACAUUUGGCAUCAAGGCUCAAAACAUAGAAAGCCCAGAUGCUGAUGUUAAUCUUCCCACAGCCAACAUUGAUGUGAAAGCACCCAACAUUGACAUUAAGGGUCUAGCUAUUGACAUUGGAGGACCUGAUGCAAAAAUUGAAGGGCCCAAAUUCACCACGCCAAAAAUUUCAGGACCUGAUUUGUCAAUGCCAGAUAUAGAUACCCAGCUGAAAAGUCCCAAACUGAAAGGUAAUGUUGACAUAUCAGCUCCAAAGAUAGAGGGAGAAAUAAAAACACCUGAAGUUGAUAUCAAAGGUCCUAAUCUUGAAAAAACUGCAAAAUUUAAACUGUCAACAAUUUCUGGUCCAAAAAUGUCUUCAACAGAUGUUGACAUAUCCAUGAAGGGGUCAGGUCUGAAAGGCGAUUUAAAAGGGGAUGUUGAGGUGCCAAAAUCUGAAUUUAAACCAGAUAUCACAGUUGACGUUCCUGAAAUAAGCACAAAGAAAACCAAAUUUAAAAUGCCAAAGUUUGGAAUUAAGGGUACAAAGGUAAAGGGCCCACAGACUGAUGUAAGCCUCAAGGGGGAAAUUGGAAGCUCUGAAGGCGAUGAUGUUGACCCGGGAUUAAGUGGUCCAAAAAUCAAAGGUUCAAAAUUCAAGAUGCCUAAAUUUGGAUCCAAAGGCCAAAAGGCUGAAAUGCCAGAAGUUGAUCUUAAUGUUGACAUUGAAGGCCCUGAUGCAAACCUCCAAGGACCAGAUAGCAAACUUCCAUCACUUUCAGGACCCAAAAUUCCAGACUGGGAUAUUAGCCUGAAAGGGCCCAAAGUAGAGGGAAAUGUCUCAGUUCCAAAGAUUGAGGGUGAUAUAAAAGCUUCCAAAAUUGACAUUGAACGACCAGAUUUGGACCUUGAUGGUAAAAAAGCAGAAUUCAAAAUGCCUAAUCUCAAAAUUCCCUCUUUUGGAAUCAAAGGACUGGAUGUUGAAGCACCAGCAGUUGAUGUUAGUCUGCCAGAGGCUGAUAUUGAUAUCAGAGCUCCAGAUGUUGACAUUAAAGGACCAGAGGUUGACCUGGAAGGUCCCAGUGGUAAGAUCAAGGGACCACAAAUCAAAAUACCAACCAUCAAAGGACCUCAAAUCUCUAUGCCUGAUGUGGAUUUCAAUUUGAAAGGUCCAAACUGGAAAGGCGGUGUGGAUGUAUCAGGUCCAAAGAUUAAAGGAGACAUAGGAAAACCUGACAUUGAUUUCAAAGGUCCAGGGAUUGAUAUUGAAGGACCAAAGGCUGGAUUUGACAUGCCUAAAAUCAAAAUGCCAACUUUCAAAGGUGCUAAAAUGGAGGGCCCAGAUAUUGAUGUGAAGCUCCCAAAAGCUGACAUUGAUGUGAACUUACCAAGUGUUGACGUCAAAGCUCCAGAGAUUGACAUCAAAGCUCCUGAUGCAAAACUCCAUGGACCAAAUAUCAAAUUACCAUCAAUUACAGGACCCAAACUCCCAGAGUGGGAUCUUAAACUGAAAGGGCCCAAAGUAAAGGGAGAUGUUGAUGUCUCAGUUCCAAAGAUUGAGGGUGAUAUAAAAGGACCCAAAAUUGAUAUUGAAGGACCAGAUGUUGACCUUGAUGGUAAAACAGGAGGAUUUAAAAUGCCUAAAUUCAAAAUGCCAACCUUUGGAAUUAAAGGCUCACAUGUUGAAGGGCCAGAGGUUGAUGUUAGUCUCCCGGAGGCUGAUAUUGAUAUCAGAGCUCCAGAUAUUGAUAUCAAAGGACCAGAGGUUGACCUGGAAGGUCCCAGUGGUAAGAUCACGGGACCACAAUUCAAAAUGCCAACCAUCAAAGGACCUCAAAUCUCUAUGCCUGAUGUGGAUUUGAAUUUGAGAGGUCCAAACUGGAAAGGCGGUGUGGAUGUAUCAGGUCCAAAGAUAAAAGGAGACAUAGGAAAACCUGACAUUGAUUUCAAAGGUCCAGGGAUUGAUAUUGAAGGACCAAAGGCUGGAUUUGACAUACCUAAAAUCAAAAUGCCAACUUUCAAAGGUGCUAAAAUGGAGGGCCCAGAUAUUGAUGUGAACCUCCCUAAAGCUGACAUUGAUGUGAACUUACCAAGUGUUGACGUCAAAGCUCCAGAGAUUGACAUCGAAGCUCCUGAUGCAAAACUCCAUGGACCAAAUAUCAAAUUACCAUCAAUUCCAGGACCCAAGCUCCCAGAGUGGGAUCUUAAACUGAAAGGGCCCAAAGUAAAGGGAGAUGUUGAUGUCUCAGUUCCAAAGAUUGAGGGUGAUAUAAAAGGACCCACAGUUGAUAUUGAAGGACCAGAAGUUGACCUUGAUGGUAAAACAGGAGGAUUUAAAAUGCCUAAAUUCAAAAUGCCAACCUUUGGAUUUAAAGGCUCACAUGUUGAAGGGCCAGAGGUUGAUGUUAGUCUCCCGGAGGCUGAUAUUGAUAUCAGAGCUCCAGAUAUUGAUAUCAAAGGACCAGAGGUUGACCUGGAAAGUCCCAGUGGUAAGAUCAAGGGACCACAAUUCAAAAUUCCAAACAUCAAAGGACCUCAAAUCUCUAUGCCUGAUGUGGAUUUCAAAUUGAAAGGUCCAAACUGGAAAGGCGGUGUGGAUGUAUCAGGUCCAAAGAUUAAAGGAGACAUAGGAAAACCUGACAUUGAUUUCAAAGGUCCAGGGAUUGAUAUUGAAGGACCAAAGGCUGGAUUUGACAUGCCGAAAAUCAAAAUGCCAACUUUCAAAGGUGCUAAAAUGGAGGGCCCAGAUAUUGAUGUGAACCUCCCUAAAGCUGACAUUGAUGUGAACUUACCAAGUGUUGACGUCAAAGCUCCAGAGAUUGACAUCAAAGCUCCUGAUGCAAAACUCCAUGGACCAAAUAUCAAAUUACCAUCAAUUACAGGACCCAAACUCCCAGAGUGGGAUCUUAAACUGAAAGGGCCCAAAGUAAAGGGAGAUGUUGAUGUCUCAGUUCCAAAGAUUGAGGGUGAUAUAAAAGGACCCAAAAUUGAUAUUGAAGGACCAGAUGUUGACCUUGAUGGUAAAACAGGAGGAUUUAAAAUGCCUAAAUUCAAAAUGCCAACCUUUGGAUUUAAAGGCUCACAUGUUGAAGGGCCAGAGGUUGAUGUUAGUCUUCCGGAGGCUGAUAUUGAUAUCAGAGCUCCAGAUAUUGAUAUCAAAGGACCAGAGGUUGACCUGGAAAGUCCCAGUGGUAAGAUCAAGGGACCACAAUUCAAAAUUCCAAACAUCAAAGGACCUCAAAUCUCUAUGCCUGAUGUGGAUUUCAAAUUGAAAGGUCCAAACUGGAAAGGCGGUGUGGAUGUAUCAGGUCCAAAGAUUAAAGGAGACAUAGGAAAACCUGACAUUGAUUUCAAAGGUCCAGGGAUUGAUAUUGAAGGACCAAAGGCUGGAUUUGACAUGCCUAAAAUCAAAAUGCCAACUUUCAAAGGUGCUAAAAUGGAGGGCCCAGAUAUUGAUGUGAACCUCCCCAAAGCUGACAUUGAUGUGAACUUACCAAGCGUUGACGUCAAAGCUCCAGAGAUUGACAUCAAAGCUCCUGAUGCAAAACUCCAUGGACCAAAUAUCAAAUUUCCAUCAAUUACAGGACCCAAACUCCCAGAGUGGGAUCUUAAACUGAAAGGGCCCAAAGUAAAGGGAGAUGUUGAUGUCUCAGUUCCAAAGAUUGAGGGUGAUAUAAAAGGACCCAAUAUUGAUAUUGAAGGACCAGAUGUUGACCUUGAUGGUAAAACAGGAGGAUUUAAAAUGCCUAAAUUCAAAAUGCCAACCUUUGGAUUUAAAGGCUCACAUGUUGAAGGGCCAGAGGUUGAUGUUAGUCUCCCGGAGGCUGAUAUUGAUAUCAGAGCUCCAGAUAUUGAUAUCAAAGGACCAGAGGUUGACCUGGAAGGUCCCAGUGGUAAGAUCAAGGGACCACAAUUCAAAAUACCAACCAUCAAAGGACCUCAAAUCUCUAUGCCUGAUGUGGAUUUCAAUUUGAAAGGUCCAAACUGGAAAGGCGGUGUGGAUGUAUCAGGUCCAAAGAUAAAAGGAGACAUAGGAAAACCUGACAUUGAUUUCAAAGGUCCAGGGAUUGAUAUUGAAGGACCAAAGGCUGGAUUUGACAUGCCUAAAAUCAAAAUGCCAACUUUCAAAGGUGCUAAAAUGGAGGGCCCAGAUAUUGAUGUGAACCUCCCUAAAGCUGACAUUGAUGUGAACUUACCAAGUGUUGACGUCAAAGCUCCAGAGAUUGACAUCAAAGCUCCUGAUGCAAAACUCCAUGGACCAAAUAUCAAAUUACCAUCAAUUACAGGACCCAAACUCCCAGAGUGGGAUCUUAAACUGAAAGGGCCCAAAGUAAAGGGAGAUGUUGAUGUCUCAGUUCCAAAGAUUGAGGGUGAUAUAAAAGGACCCAAAAUUGAUAUUGAAGGACCAGAUGUUGAUCUUGAUGGUAAAACAGGAGGAUUUAAAAUGCCUAAAUUCAAAAUGCCAACCUUUGGAUUUAAAGGCUCACAUGUUGAAGGGCCAGAGGUUGAUGUUAGUCUCCCGGAGGCUGAUAUUGAUGUCAGAGCUCCAGAUAUUGAUAUCAAAGGACCAGAGGUUGACCUGGAAGGUCCCAGUGGUAAGAUCAAGGCACCACAAUUCAAAAUACCAACCAUCAAAGGACCUCAAAUCUCUAUGCCUGAUGUGGAUUUCAAUUUGAAAGGUCCAAACUGGAAAGGCGGUGUGGAUGUAUCAGGUCCAAAGAUAAAAGGAGACAUAGGAAAACCUGACAUUGAUUUCAAAGGUCCAGGGAUUGAUAUUGAAGGACCAAAGGCUGGAUUUGACAUGCCUAAAAUCAAAAUGCCAACUUUCAAAGGUGCUAAAAUGGAGGGCCCAGAUAUUGAUGUGAACCUCCCUAAAGCUGACAUUGAUGUGAACUUACCAAGUGUUGACGUCAAAGCUCCAGAGAUUGACAUCAAAGCUCCUGAUGCAAAACUCCAUGGACCAAAUAUCAAAUUACCAUCAAUUACAGGACCCAAACUCCCAGAGUGGGAUCUUAAACUGAAAGGGCCCAAAGUAAAGGGAGAUGUUGAUGUCUCAGUUCCAAAGAUUGAGGGUGAUAUAAAAGGACCCAAAAUUGAUAUUGAAGGACCAGAUGUUGACCUUGAUGGUAAAACAGGAGGAUUUAAAAUGCCUAAAUUCAAAAUGCCAACCUUUGGAUUUAAAGGCUCACAUGUUGAAGGGCCAGAGGUUGAUGUUAGUCUCCCGGAGGCUGAUAUUGAUAUCAGAGCUCCAGAUAUUGAUAUCAAAGGACCAGAGGUUGACCUGGAAGGUCCCAGUGGUAAGAUCAAGGGACCACCAUUCAAAAUACCAACCAUCAAGGGACCUCAAAUCUCUAUGCCUGAUGUGGAUUUCAAUUUGAAAGGUCCAAACUGGAAAGGCGGUGUGGAUGUAUCAGGUCCAAAGAUAAAAGGAGACAUAGGAAAACCUGACAUUGAUUUCAAAGGUCCAGGGAUUGAUAUUGAAGGACCAAAGGCUGGAUUUGACAUGCCUAAAAUCAAAAUGCCAACUUUCAAAGGUGCUAAAAUGGAGGGCCCAGAUAUUGAUGUGAACCUCCCUAAAGCUGACAUUGAUGUGAACUUACCAAGUGUUGACGUCAAAGCUCCAGAGAUUGACAUCAAAGCUCCUGAUGCAAAACUCCAUGGACCAAAUAUCAAAUUUCCAUCAAUUACAGGACCCAAACUCCCGGAAUGGGAUCUUAAACUGAAAGGGCCCAAAGUAAAGGGAGAUGUUGAUGUCUCAGUUCCAAAGAUUGAGGGUGAUAUAAAAGGACCCAAAAUUGAUAUUGAAGGACCAGAUGUUGAUCUUGAUGGUAAAACAGGAGGAUUUAAAAUGCCUAAAUUCAAAAUGCCAACCUUUGGAUUUAAAGGCUCACAUGUUGAAGGGCCAGAGGUUGAUGUUAGUCUCCCGGAGGCUGAUAUUGAUAUCAGAGCUCCAGAUAUUGAUAUCAAAGGACCAGAGGUUGACCUGGAAGGUCCCAGUGGUAAGAUCAAGGGACCACCAUUCAAAAUACCAACCAUCAAAGGACCUCAAAUCUCUAUGCCUGAUGUGGAUUUCAAUUUGAAAGGUCCAAACUGGAAAGGCGGUGUGGAUGUAUCAGGUCCAAAGAUUAAAGGAGACAUAGGAAAACCUGACAUUGAUUUCAAAGGUCCAGGGAUUGAUAUUGAAGGACCAAAGGCUGGAUUUGACAUGCCUAAAAUCAAAAUGCCAACUUUCAAAGGUGCUAAAAUGGAGGGCCCAGAUAUUGAUGUGAACUUACCAAGUGUUGACAUCAAAGCUCCAGAGAUUGACAUCAAAGGCCCUGAUGCAAAACUCCAUGGACCAAAUAUCAAAUUUCCAUCAAUUACAGGACCCAAACUCCCAGACUGGGAUCUUAAACUGAAAGGGCCCAAAGUAAAGGGAGAUGUUGAUGUUUCAGUUCCAAAGAUUGAAGGUGAUAUAAAAGGACCCAAAAUGGAUAUUGAAGCACCAGAUGUUGACAUUGGUGGCAAAACAGGAGGAUUCAAAAUGCCUAAAUUCAAAAUGCCAACCUUUGGAUUUAAAGGUCCACAUGUUGAAGGGCCAGAAGUUGAUGUUAGUCUCCCAGAGGCUGAUGUGGAUAUCAGAGCUCCAGAUAUUGAUAUCAAAGGACCAGGGGUUGACCUGGAAAGUCCCAGUGGUAAGAUCAAAGGACCGAAAUUCAAAAUGCCAACAAUCACAGGACCUCAUCUCUCUAUGCCUGAUGUGGAUUUGAAUUUGAAAGGUCCAAACUGGAAAGGCGGUGUGGAUGUAUCAGUUCCAAAGAUUAAAGGAGACAUAGGAAAACCUGACAUUGAUUUCAAAGGUCCAGGGAUUGAUAUUGAAGGACCACAGGCUGGAUUUGACAUGCCGAAAAUCAAAAUGCCAACUUUCAAAGGUGCUAAAAUGGAGGGCCCAGAUAUUGAUGUGAACCUCCCUAAAGCUGACAUUGAUGUGAACUUACCAAGUGUUGACGUCAAAGCUCCAGGGAUUGACAUUGAAGCUCCUGAUGCAAAACUCCAUGGACCAAAUAUCAAAUUUCCAUCAAUUACAGGACCCAAACUCCCAGAGUGGGAUCUUAAACUGAAAAGGCCAAAAGUAAAGGGAGAUGUUGAUGUCUCAGUUCCAAAGAUUGAAGGUGAUAUAAAAGGACCCAAAAUUGAUAUUGAAGGACCAGAUGUUGACCUUGAUGGUAAAACAGGAGGAUUUAAAAUGCCUAAAUUCAAAAUGCCAACCUUUGGAUUCAAAGGCCCACAUGUUGAAGGGCCAGAGGUUGAUGUUAGUCUCCCGGAGGCUGAUAUUGAUAUCAGAGCUCCAGAUAUUGAUAUCAAAGGACCAGAGGUUGACCUGGAAAGUCCCAGUGGAAAGAUCAAGGGAUCAAAAUUCAAAAUUCCAACCAUCAAAGGACCUCAAAUCUCUAUGCCUGAUGUGGAUUUCAAUUUGAAAGGUCCAAACUGGAAAGGCGGUGUGGAUGUAUCAGGUCCAAAGAUUAAAGGAGACAUAGGAAAACCUGACAUUGAUUUCAAAGGUCCAGGGAUUGAUAUUGAAGGACCAAAGGCUGGAUUUGACAUGCCGAAAAUCAAAAUGCCAACUUUCAAAGGUGCUAAAAUGGAGGGCCCAGAUAUUGAUGUGAACCUCCCUAAAGCUGACAUUGAUGUGAACUUACCAAGUGUUGACGUCAAAGCUCCAGGGAUUGACAUUGAAGCUCCUGAUGCAAAACUUCAUGGACCAAAUAUCAAAUUUCCAUCAAUUACAGGACCCAAACUGAAAGGGCCAAAAGUAAAGGGAGAUGUUGAUGUCUCAGUUCCAAAGAUUGAGGGUGAUAUAAAAGGACCCAAAAUUGAUAUUGAAGGACCAGAUGUUGACCUUGAUGGUAAAACAGGAGGAUUUAAAAUGCCUAAAUUCAAAAUGCCAACCUUUGGAUUUAAAGGCCCACAUGUUGAAGGGCCAGAGGUUGAUGUUAGUCUCCCGGAGGCUGAUAUUGAUAUCAGAGCUCCAGAUAUUGAUAUCAAAGGACCAGAGGUUGACCUGGAAAGUCCCAGUGGAAAGAUCAAGGGAUCAAAAUUCAAAAUUCCAACCAUCAAAGGACCUCAAAUCUCUAUGCCUGAUGUGGAUUUCAAUUUGAAAGGUCCAAACUGGAAAGGCGGUGUGGAUGUAUCAGGUCCAAAGAUAAAAGGAGACAUAGGAAAACCUGACAUUGAUUUCAAAGGUCCAGGGAUUGAUAUUGAAGGACCACAGGCUGGAUUUGACAUGCCUAAAAUCAAAAUGCCAACUUUCAAAGUUCCUAAAAUGGAGGGCCCAGAUAUUGAUUUGAACCUCCCCAAAGCUGACAUUGAUGUGAACGUCCCAAGUGUUGACAUCAAAGCUCCAGAGAUUGACAUCAAAGGCCCUGAUGCAAAACUCCAUGGACCAAAUAUCAAAUUUCCAUCAAUUACAGGACCCAAACUCCCAGACUGGGAUCUUAAACUGAAAGGGCCCAAAGUAAAGGGAGAUGUUGAUGUUUCAGUUCCAAAGAUUGAAGGUGAUAUAAAAGGACCCAAAAUGGAUAUUGAAGCACCAGAUGUUGACAUUGGUGGCAAAACAGGAGGAUUCAAAAUGCCUAAAUUCAAAAUGCCAACCUUUGGAUUUAAAGGUCCACAUGUUGAAGGGCCAGAUGUUGAUGUUAGUCUCCCAGAGGCUGAUGUGGAUAUCAGAGCUCCAGAUAUUGAUAUCAAAGGACCAGGGGUUGACCUGGAAGGUCCCAGUGGUAAGAUCAAAGGACCGAAAUUCAAAAUGCCAACAAUCACAGGACCUCAUCUCUCUAUGCCUGAUGUGGAUUUGAAUUUGAAAGGUCCAAACUGGAAAGGCGGUGUGGAUGUAUCAGUUCCAAAGAUUAAAGGAGACAUAGGAAAACCUGACAUUGAUUUCAAAGGUCCAGGGAUUGAUAUUGAAGGACCACAGGCUGGAUUUGACAUGCCGAAAAUCAAAAUGCCAACUUUCAAAGGUGCUAAAAUGGAGGGCCCAGAUAUUGAUGUGAACCUCCCUAAAGCUGACAUUGAUGUGAACUUACCAAGUGUUGACGUCAAAGCUCCAGGGAUUGACAUUGAAGCUCCUGAUGCAAAACUCCAUGGACCAAAUAUCAAAUUUCCAUCAAUUACAGGACCCAAACUCCCAGAGUGGGAUCUUAAACUGAAAGGGCCCAAAGUAAAGGGAGAUGUUGAUGUCUCAGUUCCAAAGAUUGAGGGUGAUAUAAAAGGACCCAAAAUUGAUAUUGAAGGACCAGAUGUUGACCUUGAUGGUAAAACAGGAGGAUUUAAAAUGCCUAAAUUCAAAAUGCCAACCUUUGGAUUCAAAGGCCCACAUGUUGAAGGGCCAGAGGUUGAUGUUAGUCUCCCGGAGGCUGAUAUUGAUAUCAGAGCUCCAGAUAUUGAUAUCAAAGGACCAGAGGUUGACCUGGAAAGUCCCAGUGGAAAGAUCAAGGGAUCAAAAUUCAAAAUUCCAAACAUCAAAGGACCUCAAAUCUCUAUGCCUGAUGUGGAUUUCAAUUUGAAAGGUCCAAACUGGAAAGGCGGUGUGGAUGUAUCAGGUCCAAAGAUUAAAGGAGACAUAGGAAAACCUGACAUUGAUUUCAAAGGUCCAGGGAUUGAUAUUGAAGGACCAAAGGCUGGAUUUGACAUGCCGAAAAUCAAAAUGCCAACUUUCAAAGGUGCUAAAAUGGAGGGCCCAGAUAUUGAUGUGAACCUCCCUAAAGCUGACAUUGAUGUGAACUUACCAAGUGUUGACGUCAAAGCUCCAGGGAUUGACAUUGAAGCUCCUGAUGCAAAACUUCAUGGACCAAAUAUCAAAUUUCCAUCAAUUACAGGACCCAAACUCCCAGAGUGGGAUUUUAAACUGAAAGGGCCAAAAGUAAAGGGAGAUGUUGAUGUCUCAGUUCCAAAGAUUGAGGGUGAUAUAAAAGGACCCAAAAUUGAUAUUGAAGGACCAGAUGUUGACCUUGAUGGUAAAACAGGAGGAUUUAAAAUGCCUAAAUUCAAAAUGCCAACCUUUGGAUUAAAAGGCCCACAUGUUGAAGGGCCAGAGGUUGAUGUUAGUCUCCCGGAGGCUGAUAUUGAUAUCAGAGCUCCAGAUAUUGAUAUCAAAGGACCAGAGGUUGACCUGGAAAGUCCCAGUGGAAAGAUCAAGGGAUCAAAAUUCAAAAUUCCAACCAUCAAAGGACCUCAAAUCUCUAUGCCUGAUGUGGAUUUCAAUUUGAAAGGUCCAAACUGGAAAGGCGGUGUGGAUGUAUCAGGUCCAAAGAUAAAAGGAGACAUAGGAAAACCUGACAUUGAUUUCAAAGGUCCAGGGAUUGAUAUUGAAGGACCACAGGCUGGAUUUGACAUGCCUAAAAUCAAAAUGCCAACUUUCAAAGUUCCUAAAAUGGAGGGCCCAGAUAUUGAUUUGAACCUCCCCAAAGCUGACAUUGAUGUGAACGUCCCAAGUGUUGACAUCAAAGCUCCAGAGAUUGACAUCAAAGGCCCUGAUGCAAAACUCCAUGGACCAAAUAUCAAAUUUCCAUCAAUUACAGGACCCAAACUCCCAGACUGGGAUCUUAAACUGAAAGGGCCCAAAGUAAAGGGAGAUAUUGAUGUUUCAGUUCCAAAGAUUGAAGGUGAUAUAAAAGGACCCAAAAUUGAUAUUGAAGGACCAGAUGUUGACCUUGAUGGUAAAACAGGAGGAUUCAAAAUGCCUAAAUUCAAAAUGCCAACCUUUGGAUUUAAAGGCCCACAUGUUGAAGGGCCAGAGGUUGAUGUUAGUCUCCCGGAGGCUGAUAUUGAUAUCAGAGCUCCAGAUAUUGAUUUCAAAGGACCAGAGGUUGACCUGGAAAGUCCCAGUGGAAAGAUCAAGGGAUCAAAAUUCAAAAUUCCAACCAUCAAAGGACCUCAAAUCUCUAUGCCUGAUGUGGAUUUCAAUUUGAAAGGUCCAAACUGGAAAGGCGGUGUGGAUGUAUCAGGUCCAAAAAUUAAAGGAGACAUAGGAAAACCUGACAUUGAUUUCAAAGGUCCAGGGAUUGAUAUUGAAGGACCACAGGCUGGAUUUGACAUGCCUAAAAUCAAAAUGCCAACUUUCAAAGUUCCUAAAAUGGAGGGCCCAGAUAUUGAUUUGAACCUCCCCAAAGCUGACAUUGAUGUGAACGUCCCAAGUGUUGACAUCAAAGCUCCAGAGAUUGACAUCAAAGGCCCUGAUGCAAAACUCCAUGGACCAAAUAUCAAAUUUCCAUCAAUUACAGGACCCAAACUCCCAGACUGGGAUCUUAAACUGAAAGGGCCCAAAGUAAAGGGAGAUAUUGAUGUUUCAGUUCCAAAGAUUGAAGGUGAUAUAAAAGGACCCAAAAUGGAUAUUGAAGCACCAGAUGUUGACAUUGGUGGCAAAACAGGAGGAUUCAAAAUGCCUAAAUUCAAAAUGCCAACCUUUGGAUUUAAAGGUCCACAUGCUGAAGGGCCAGAAGUUGAUGUUAGUCUCCCAGAGGCUGAUAUUGAUAUCAGAGCUCCAGAUAUUGAUAUCAAAGGACCAGAGGUUGACCUGGAAAGUCCCAGUGGUAAGAUCAAAGGACCGAAAUUCAAAAUGCCAACAAUCACAGGACCUCAUCUCUCUAUGCCUGAUGUGGAUUUGAAUUUGAAAGGUCCAAACUGGAAAGGCGGUGUGGAUGUAUCAGUUCCAAAGAUUAAAGGAGACAUAGGAAAACCUGACAUUGAUUUCAAAGGUCCAGGGAUUGAUAUUGAAGGACCACAGGCUGGAUUUGACAUGCCGAAAAUCAAAAUGCCAACUUUCAAAGGUGCUAAAAUGGAGGGCCCAGAUAUUGAUGUGAACCUCCCUAAAGCUGACAUUGAUGUGAACUUACCAAGUGUUGACGUCAAAGCUCCAGGGAUUGACAUUGAAGCUCCUGAUGCAAAACUCCAUGGACCAAAUAUCAAAUUUCCAUCAAUUACAGGACCCAAACUCCCAGACUGGGAUCUUAAACUGAAAGGGCCAAAAGUAAAGGGAGAUGUUGAUGUCUCAGUUCCAAAGAUUGAGGGUGAUAUAAAAGGACCCAAAAUUGAUAUUGAAGGACCAGAUGUUGACCUUGAUGGUAAAACAGGAGGAUUUAAAAUGCCUAAAUUCAAAAUGCCAACCUUUGGAUUUAAAGGCCCACAUGUUGAAGGGCCAGAGGUUGAUGUUAGUCUCCCGGAGGCUGAUAUUGAUAUCAGAGCUCCAGAUAUUGAUAUCAAAGGACCAGAGGUUGACCUGGAAAGUCCCAGUGGAAAGAUCAAGGGAUCAAAAUUCAAAAUUCCAAACAUCAAAGGACCUCAAAUCUCUAUGCCUGAUGUGGAUUUCAAUUUGAAAGGUCCAAACUGGAAAGGCGGUGUGGAUGUAUCAGGUCCAAAGAUUAAAGGAGACAUAGGAAAACCUGACAUUGAUUUCAAAGGUCCAGGGAUUGAUAUUGAAGGACCACAGGCUGGAUUUGACAUGCCUAAAAUCAAAAUGCCAACUUUCAAAGUUCCUAAAAUGGAGGGCCCAGAUAUUGAUUUGAACCUCCCCAAAGCUGACAUUGAUGUGAACGUCCCAAGUGUUGACAUCAAAGCUCCAGAGAUUGACAUCAAAGGCCCUGAUGCAAAACUCCAUGGACCAAAUAUCAAAUUUCCAUCAAUUACAGGACCCAAACUCCCAGACUGGGAUCUUAAACUGAAAGGGCCCAAAGUAAAGGGAGAUGUUGAUGUCUCAGUUCCAAAGAUUAAGGGUGAUAUAAAAGGACCCAAAAUGGAUAUUAAAGGACCAGAUGUUGACCUUGAUGUUAAAAAAGGAGGAUUUAAAAUGCCUAAAUUCAAAAUGCCAACCUUUGGAUUUAAAGGCCCUCAUGUUGAAGGGCCAGAGGUUGAUGUUAGUCUCCCAGAGGCUGAUAUUGAUAUCAGAGCUCCAGAUAUUGAUAUCAAAAAACCAGAGGUUGACCUGGAAAGUCCCAGUGGUAAGAUCAAGGGACCAAAAUUCAAAAUGUCAACCAUCACAGGACCUCAUAUCUCAAUGCCUGAUGUGGAUUUCAAGUUGAAAGGUCCAAAGCUGAAAGGCAAUGUGGAUGUGUCUGUUCCAAAGAUUAAAGGAGACAUAGGAAAACCUGACAUUGAUAUCAAAGGUCCACGGAUUGAUAUUGAAGGACCAAAGACUGGAUUUGACAUGCCUAAAAUCAAAAUGCCAACUUUUAACCGUAAAGGUCUUAAAAUGGAAGGCCCUGAUAUUGAUGUGAACCUCCCCAAAGCUGACAUUAAUGUGAACGUCCCAAGUGUUGACAUCAAAGCUACAGAGACUGACAUCAAAGGCCCUGAUGCAAAACUCCAUGGACCAAAUAUCAAAUUUCCAUCAAUUACAGGACCCAAGCUCCCAGACUGGGAUCUUAAACUGAAAGGGCCCAAAGUAAAAGGAGAUGUUGAUGUUUCCGUUCCAAAGAUUGAGGGUGAUAUGAAAGGACCUACAAUUGAUAUUGAAGGACCAGAUGUUGACCUUGAUGGUAAAACAGGAGGAUUUAAAAUGCCUAAAUUCAAAAUGCCAACUUUUGGAUUUAAAGGCCCACAAGUAGAAGGGCCAGACGUUGAUGUUAGUCUCCCAGAGGCUGAUAUUGAUAUCAAAGGACCAGAAGUUGACCUGGAAAGUCCCAGUGGUAAGAUCAAGGGACCAAAAUUCAAAAUGCCAACAAUAACAGGACCUAAUAUCUCUAUGCCUGAUGUGGAUUUCAAUAUGAAAGGUCCAAACUGGAAAGGCGGUGUGGAUGUAUCAGUUCCAAAGAUUAAAGGAGACAUAGGAAAACCUGACAUUGAUUUCAAAGGUCCAGGGUUUGAUAUUGAAGGACCAAAGGCUGGAUUUGACAUGCCUAAAAUUAAAAUGCCAACUUUUAACCUUAAAGGUUCUAAAAUGGAGGGCCCAGAUAUUGAUGUGAACCUCCCCAAAGCUGACAUUGAUGUGAGCGUACCAAGUGUUGACAUCAAAGCUCCAGAGUUUGAUAUUGAAGUUCCUGAUGCAAACCUACAAGGACCAAGGAUCAAAUUUCCAUCAAUUUCAGGACCCAAGCUCCCAGAGUGGGAUCUUAAACUGAAAGGGCCCAAAGUAAAGGGAGAUGUUGAUGUCUCAGUUCCAAAGAUUAAGGGUGAUAUCAAGGGACCCAACAUUGAUAUUGAAGGACCAGAUUUUGACCUUGAUGGUAAAACAGGAGGAUUUAAAAUGCCUAAAUUCAAAAUACCAUCCUUUGGAUUUAAAGGCCCACAUGUUGAAGGACCAGAUGUUGAUGUUAGUCUCCCAGAGGCUAAUAUUGAUAUCAGAGCUCCAGAUAUUGAUAUCAAAGGACCAGAGGUUGACCUGGAAAGUCCCAGUGGUAAGAUCAAGGGACCAAAAUUCAAAAUGCCAACAAUUACAGGACCUAAUAUCUCUAUGCCUGAUGUGGAUUUCAAUAUGAAAGGUCCAAACUGGAAAGGCGGUGUGGAUGUAUCAGUUCCAAAGAUUAAAGGAGACAUAGGAAAACCUGACAUUGAUUUAAAAGGUCCAGGGAUUGAUAUUGAAGGACCAAAGACUGGAUUUGACAUGCCUAAAAUCAAAAUGCCAACUUUCAAAGGUGCUAAAAUGGAGGGCCCUGAUAUUGAUGUGAACCUCCCCAAAGCUGACAUUAAUGUGAACGUUCCAAGUGUUGACAUCACAGCUCCAGAGAUUGACAUCAAAGGCCCUGAUGCAAAACUCCAUGGACCAAAUAUCAAAUUUCCAUCAAUUACAGGACCCAAGCUCCCAGACUGGGAUCUUAAACUGAAAGGGCCCAAAGUAAAAGGAGAUGUGGAUGUUUCCGUUCCAAAGAUUGAGGGUGAUAUGAAAGGACCUACAAUUGAUAUUGAAGGACCAGAUGUUGACCUUGAUGGUAAAACAGGAGGAUUUAAAAUGCCUAAAUUCAAAAUGCCAACCUUUGGAUUUAAAGGCCCACAAGUUGAAGGGCCAGACGUUGAUGUUAGUCUCCCAGAGGCUGAUAUUGAUAUCAAAGGACCAGAAGUUGACCUGGAAAGUCCCAGUGGUAAGAUCAAGGGACCAAAAUUCAAAAUGCCAACAAUAACAGGACCUAAUAUCUCUAUGCCUGAUGUGGAUUUCAAUAUGAAAGGUCCAAACCUGAAAGGCGGUGUAGAUGUAUCAGUUCCAAAUAUUAAAGGAGACAUAGGAAAACCUGACAUUGAUUUCAAAGGUCCAGGGUUUGAUAUUGAAGGACCAAAGGCUGGAUUUGACAUGCCUAAAAUUAAAAUGCCAACUUUUAACCUUAAAGGUUCUAAAAUGGAGGGCCCAGAUAUUGAUGUGAACCUCCCCAAAGCUGACAUUGAUGUGAGCAUACCAAGUGUUGACAUCAAAGCUCCAGAGUUUGAUAUCGAAGUUCCUGAUGCAAACCUACAAGGACCAAGGAUCAAAUUUCCAUCAAUUUCAGGACCCAAGCUCCCAGAGUGGGAUCUUAAACUGAAAGGGCCCAAAGUAAAGGGAGAUGUUGAUGUCUCAGUUCCAAAGAUUAAGGGUGAUAUCAAGGGACCCAACAUUGAUAUUGAAGGACCAGAUUUUGACCUUGAUGGUAAAACAGGAGGAUUUAAAAUGCCUAAAUUCAAAAUACCAUCCUUUGGAUUUAAAGGCCCACAUGUUGAAGGACCAGAUGUUGAUGUUAGUCUCCCAGAGGCUAAUAUUGAUAUCAGAGCUCCAGAUAUUGAUAUGAAAGGACCAGAGGUUGACCUGGAAAGUCCCAGUGGUAAGAUCAAGGGACCAAAAUUCAAAAUGCCAACAAUUACAGGACCUAAUAUCUCUAUGCCUGAUGUGGAUUUCAAUAUGAAAGGUCCAAACUGGAAAGGCGGUGUAGAUGUAUCAGUUCCAAAGAUUAAAGGAGACAUAGGAAAACCUGACAUUGAUUUAAAAGGUCCAGGGAUUGAUAUUGAAGGACCAAAGGCUGGAUUUGACAUGCCUAAAAUCAAAAUGCCAACUUUCAAAGGUGUUAAAAUGGAGGGCCCAGAUAUUGAUUUGAACCUCCCCAAAGCUGACAUUGAUGUGAACGUCCCAAGUGUUGACAUCAAAGCUCCAGAGAUUGACAUCAAAGGCCCUGAUGCAAAACUCCAUGGACCAAAUAUCAAAUUCCCAUCAAUUACAGGACCCAAGCUCCCAGACUGGGAUCUUAAACUGAAAGGGCCCAAAGUAAAGGGAGAUGUUGAUGUCUCAGUUCCAAAGAUUGAGUGUGAUAUAAAGGGACCCAACAUUGAUAUUGAAGGACCAGAUGUUGACCUUGAUGGUAAAACAGGAGGAUUUAAAAUGCCUAAAUUCAAAAUGCCAACCUUUGGAUUUAAAGGCCCACAUGUUGAAGGGCAAGAAGUUGAUGUUAGUCUCCCAGAGGCUGAUAUUGAUAUCAGAGCUCCAGAUAUUGAUAUCAAAGGACCAGAGGUUGACCUGGAAGGUCCCAGUGGUAAGAUCAAGGGACCACAAUUCAAAAUACCAACCAUCAAAGGACCUCAAAUCUCUAUGCCUGAUGUGGAUUUCAAUUUGAAAGGUCCAAACUGGAAAGGCGGUGUGGAUGUAUCAGGUCCAAAGAUAAAAGGAGACAUAGGAAAACCUGACAUUGAUUUCAAAGGUCCAGGGAUUGAUAUUGAAGGACCAAAGGCUGGAUUUGACAUGCCUAAAAUCAAAAUGCCAACUUUCAAAGGUGCUAAAAUGGAGGGCCCAGACAUUGAUGUGAACCUCCCUAAAGCUGACAUUGAUGUGAACUUACCAAGUGUUGACGUCAAAGCUCCAGAGAUUGACAUCGAAGCUCCUGAUGCAAAACUCCAUGGACCAAAUUUCAAAUUACCAUCAAUUUCAGGACCCAAGCUCCCAGAGUGGGAUCUUAAACUGAAAGGGCCCAAAGUAAAGGGAGAUGUUGAUGUCUCAGUUCCAAAGAUUGAGGGUGAUAUAAAAGGACCCAAAAUUGAUAUUGAUGGACCAGAUGUUGACCUUGAUGGUAAAACAGGAGGAUUUAAAAUGCCUAAAUUCAAAAUACCAUCCUUUGGAUUUAAAGGCUCACAUGUUGAAGGGCCAGAAAUUGAUGUUAGUCUCCCAGAGGCUGAUAUUGAUAUCAGAGUUCCAGAUAUUGAUAUCAAAGGACCAGAGGUUGACCUGGAAGGUCCCAGGGGUAAGAUCAAGGGACCAACAUUCCAAAUGCCAACCAUCACAGCACCUCAUAUCUCUAUGCCUGAUGUGGAUUUCAAAGUGAAAGGUCCAAACCUGAAAGGCGGUGUGGAUCUAUCGGUUCCAAAGAUUAAAGGAGACAUAGGGGAACGUGACAUUGAUAUCAAAGGUCCAGGGAUUGGUAUUGAAGGGACAAAGGCUGGAUUUGAAAUGCCUAAAGUCAAAGUGUCAAACCUUAAAGGUCCCAAAAUGGAGGGUUCAGAUGUUCAUGUGAACCUUCCCAAAGCUGACAUUGGUGUAAAAAUACCUGGUAUUGACAUCAAAUCAAAAAAAGAUUUCAAAGCACCUGAUCUUAAUGUAAAUCUCAAAGACCCCAAGAUAAAAGGUGAGAUUGAUGCUUCAGUGCCAUCCAUCACUAUGGAAGGUGGGAAGACAGGCAUUACAUUUCCAAAAUUCAAGGGUCCUAAGUUCGGAGUCAAAUCAUCAGAAAUAGAGGGUCCUGAUUCCAUGGUUAAGUCACCCAAAUUUAGUGUAGGAGCAAAAGGUACCAGAACACUCCCAGUUGCUGAAGCAAGCCUGGAUGCUCCUGAUGUUGACAUCAGUGUAAAGGGCAAAAAGGGGAAAUUCAAACUUCCUAAAGUAAAAACAAAGACAAAGAAAUCUGAUCUUGACAUAGAAAUGCCAGCAGUCAACUUGGACGUAGACACACCCAGUAUUCAUGUCAAAGGAACAAAGGUAAAGAAGCCUCUUUUUGGUAAGCUUCAUUUUCCUGAUGUUGAAUUAGAUAUUAAAUCACCAAAAUUGAAAGGUGAACAUGACAUUGAUUUGCCAUCUGGUAGCCUCAAUACAUCAUUUGCGGGUUCAAGCAUGGGUAGUCCAAAUGUUAGUUUUGGAGGGUCAAUGCCAAAUGUGAAAGGUGGUGCAGGUAUUGAUGCAAGAAUUGGUAGACUUCAGUACCCAGAGGGUACGGUAACAUUUCCCAAAAUCAAAGUACCCAAGUUUGGUUUUGUUUUCCCUCAAUUAGAAGGCCAAGAGUGUGGAGGAAAUGUUGAAACAGAACUCUUAGCCAGUGGAGGCAUGAACCUACAGUCUCCAUCUGUCAGUUGCCAAGCCAGUUCACAGCAUAUUGAGGAUCCCAGUUCAGAACUUAAGCAUGGUGAAAGCAAAGUAAAGGUAAAGAUGCCAAAAUUUUUUGGCAAAUCAAAAGCAAAGGGUAGUGCAAGUGACAUCCGUGGGCCAGAGGUAGAAUUCAGUAAUAGUGGAAAAGGCAAAAAUGUCUCCAAGGACGUAAAUGUAUUCACUGGCGAGGGGAUGGUUGGAAAAUUGGAAGUAGAAGGUGAUCCGAGAUUUGAUGUAUCAACUAAAGGCAAGUCAGCCUCACUAGAUCUGUUCAAGAAAUCCCGACAUCGGUCUUCUCUGAGUGACGAAGAGGGUCUUGCAGUCAGUUCUCCUUCAGUUCACUUGGCAGAGGGUGGUGACAUUUCAUUAGACCUUGGAGGAAGCAAUGUCAAAGGAAAGAAAAGCAAGUUGAAGUUUGGCACGUUUGGAGGUUUUGGUUCAAAGUCAAAGGGCUCAUAUGAAGUGACACUUGGUGAGGACAGUGAAGCAGGAGCAGAGGGAAGUGCAAGUCUCUCGCUACCCUCUAAGAAGUCAAGAUUGUCUUCAUCAUCCAGCAGUGACAGUGGUUCAAGAGGUGCUGUUAGGUUCCCAAGAGUUGAACUAUCUGUCUCACCAAAAAAAUGAUUCUUAAUCUUAUGUACACUUAAACACAUUUCCCUGAUAUGGUAAACCCUUAAAUAUUAACAAGACUUACAAAGUCAUCUUAACGCAGUUAACCGUGAGUGCAUGAGGCUGUUUUCAAUCCCUUGAAACUGUAAAUAAGAUUAAUUUGUAUUGUAAUAAUAAAUAUUGCUUUUGUACAUAGUCCAAAUCUAUUGAAUCAUGCCAUCUCAAAAAUUAUUCACCAAUAGUUUAUUACAAGGCUUGUCAUUUUGUCCUUUUUCAUUUUAUUAAAUCCUUGUUAAAGAAUGGGUGUGGUAUAUUUUUAUCCGGGGGCCUAUUGCACAGAACAGAUAGUUACGACAGUUAUUUUGAAGGAAAAUCUUGUUUAUAGACAACGCAUUAAACAAGUACCACUUGUAUGUAUGAAAUGAUGCAAUUUUCAAGCUUUGAUAUUUUAUAAUCAGUGCAGAAGUAAAUAUAUAUAUAUAUAUAUAUAUAUAUAUAUAUAUAUAUAUAUAUACACACAUAAUGAGGGAUGGUGUUGUAUAUAUCAUAAUUACAAAAUAAUCACUGUUUAGAAACUAUCAACUUUCUAAAACACUGCCUGUAGUUUACUAUUCAUUGUUAAGAAAAUUUAUUCAGCCUUACAUUGCUGUUUACCAAAAUAUUAAUUUGCUUAUUUUGCUUGAAACAUCUUUUGCUUCCCAAUAGUUUAAUUUUCAGUCCUGUUUUACAAUCCUCUGUAUUUUAUUUCCUUUGUCACACUGUAAAAACUUGUUAUGGUUAUGUUAAUGUCUCACAUAAACUGUCACAUCUAAAUGUUUUUUUUUUUUUCAAACCAAAUCUGCAUUUAUAGAGAGUUGCAUAGUUUUGAUCAGAUAUGAUGUAGAUGGAACACUAUUUGGGUCUAUUCCUUUGUGUGCAUUCUGCCAAAUAAACAAAAUAAAAAAGAUUUAUAGAAUUUA
Molecule: messenger RNA, 22755 nt
Organism: Solea solea (common sole)
Lineage: Eukaryota; Metazoa; Chordata; Actinopteri; Pleuronectiformes; Soleidae
Gene: ahnak
Product: AHNAK nucleoprotein
Exons: 6
Coding region: 377-21811 (7144 amino acids)
Biological process (GO): regulation of RNA splicing
Cellular component (GO): costamere; nucleus; cytoplasm
Molecular function (GO): protein binding
Source: RefSeq, a predicted model, not a curated record